AUGUCGUUUUAUCCUCCUUCUUGGGUCCCUAACCUGCCUGGUACUGCUAGCGCCCCGCUUUUCAAGGAGGAUGUAGCAGACUUUAUUAAUACUGAAAAUGCAGGAAGAAGGAGCUUUGAUAGGUCGAAGAGGCCGUAUACGUGCGGAGUAACGGGAAAGUCUCGUACGGCUGCUGAGGUUGCACAGCGCGUUGACUUCCUUGCACGCGGGUUAGCGAAAACUGUCGGGUUUGAUCCGAAUGAUGGAACGGCUUGGGAUAGAGUCGUAGCCAUUUACGCUCUCAAUACGAUUGACUACAUCCCCGUUACACAUGCCAUCCACCGCGUAGACGGCAUCGUCACGCCUGCUAGUUCAGCGCACUCUGCUUCUGAACUUGAGCAUCAACUUCGAUCAUCUGGUGCCAAAGCAUUAUUUACAUGCGCUCCUCUUCUCAGCACUGCUCUCAAAGCAGCUUCUGCCGUUGGAAUUCCAGAGAAGCAUAUUUUUCUGCUCCCUUUACCUGAUGCUCCAUCUGAGAAAUCCUUCAAAACGAUUGAAGAUCUCGUCUCAGAGGGUCAAAAUCUCCCGCCGUUAAGUUUACAAGCUUGGACACGAGGACAGGGAAAACGACAGGUUGCGUAUUUGUGCUACUCAAGCGGUACAUCAGGUCUUCCCAAAGCCGUUAUGAUCUCUCACUACAACGUCAUAGCAUGCACCCUCAUGAUCCAUACCUUCGAGUCCAUAACCCGCGCCCAAGACAACAUCGACACCCAAGUAGCCCUUGGUCUCUUACCCUUCAGCCAUAUCUACGGCCUCGUUGUAAUCGCCCAUAUCGCACAGUACCGCGGCGAUGAGAUAAUCGUCCUGCAGCGCUUUCAACUCGAUCAAUUGCUCGGCGCUAUUGAGAAAUUCCGCAUUGAGCAACUUAGUGUUGUACCGCCGAUCAUUGUGCAGAUCUUGAGUAAUCAGGAUAAAUGCCAGAAAUACGAUCUCAACUCUGUGAGAUUAGUAUUCUCAGGUGCUGCGCCAUUAGGAGGCGAGACGAUUCAGAAACUACUAGAGUUGUAUCCCAAAUGGAGAAUCAGUCAAGGCUACGGUUUAACGGAGGCUUCACCGUCGGUGUUUCACACAAGCGAAGCAGAUCCCCUCCUCGGCUCAUCAGGAUCUCUCCUCCCCGGGGCAAAAGUCAAGAUCAUCGACCAGCACGGCUCUGAAGUCACAGCCUACGAAACACCAGGCGAAUUAUACGUUCAAGCACCGAAUGUCGUGCUAGGAUAUCUUCAUAACGAGAAAGCUAAUGCGGAGACGUUUGUAUGGCGGGAAGAUGGGCGUUGGUUAAGAACAGGCGAUGAAGUCCUCGUGCGAAAAUCACCACGUGGAAAUGAUCAUUUCUUUAUCGUUGAUCGGAUCAAAGAACUUAUAAAAGUCAAGGGCCAUCAAGUUGCACCCGCGGAACUGGAAGCGCAUCUUCUUGAUCAUCCAUACGUAGACGACUGCGCAGUUAUAGGUAUUGUCGACGAGCGCGCGGGCGAAGUACCAUUAGCUUUUAUCGUUAAGAGUAAAAAGACGAAUGGUUUGAAGGAAGAUGGUGUUGUAAGGGCUGUUUGUGAGCAUGUUGAGAGCCAUAAGGCGAGGCAUAAAUGGUUGAAGGGCGGUGUUAGGGUGUUGGAUGUUAUUCCCAAGAGUCCGAGUGGGAAGAUUCUGAGGAGGGUUUUGAAGGCGCAGAUCAAGGCGGAGAAAGCUGUUGCGAAGCUUUGA
Fusarium redolens is the source of this 1737-nucleotide messenger RNA. RefSeq lists its product as uncharacterized. NCBI's taxonomy places the organism in Eukaryota, Fungi, Ascomycota, Sordariomycetes, Hypocreales, Nectriaceae. Gene Ontology annotation, molecular function: CoA-ligase activity. The transcript is spliced from 6 exons. The coding region runs from base 1 to 1737 and encodes 578 amino acids. The record is from RefSeq and is a predicted model, not a curated record.